This is a messenger RNA of Fusarium venenatum, 516 nucleotides long. RefSeq lists its product as uncharacterized. The record is from RefSeq and is a predicted model, not a curated record. Lineage: Eukaryota; Fungi; Ascomycota; Sordariomycetes; Hypocreales; Nectriaceae.
AUGCAGUUUCAAUCCGGGCGGCGUGUAGCAUCCAAAGCCUUCGUCAGUUGGACGCAAGCCGUUGUUGUGAAGCCCAGACAUGACUACAUUGUCGGUAUUCGAGAGCGACCUGAAGCGAAGGGUGAAGAUUUCAACGCCCUUGUCGAUGUUAUGGAACAUUCACUGAACUCUCAUGCGGAACUCAUCAGCUAUCCUUCUACCCUCAAUCACACGGAUGCGAGCUAUCCAGAUGCGCAGAAGAGGGGCAAUACUUACCGCAAGAUCAGAGAUAACUUGAAAACGCUCACAGGCAAGGUCUGCCAUAAACAAUGUAGUGUCAACCGAGCACUCCAAGAUGGGCUUGUCGAAUACCCCAAGAACAAUGAGUGGCGCAGUAAGUAUUUCCCAAUCAAUCCGCACCCACGAGGUUUCAAACCCAACAGUUGUAAAUGUCAGCCACCUAAGGAUUUCUAUGAGCUCAUGGCAGGACAAGUCGCGCAUUUUUUCGCAAACAGUCACAAGAUGAUUGGAAACUAG